Messenger RNA from Drosophila rhopaloa, 783 nucleotides. Its product is annotated as cuticle protein 65. Bases 40 to 432 code for a protein of 130 amino acids. The transcript has 2 exons. The record is from RefSeq and is a predicted model, not a curated record. NCBI's taxonomy places the organism in Eukaryota, Metazoa, Arthropoda, Insecta, Diptera, Drosophilidae.
UCUUCAGUCAAGAAGUCAAAGCAACCCAAGACCAGCAAAAUGUUCAAACUGAUUGCCCUCAUCUCUGCCCUGUGCGCCGUGGCCAAUGCCGGAGUGAUUUCGCCUUAUAGCCAUGGCUAUGGACUGGGAUACGGUGCUGCACUGGCUCCGGCUUAUGCCGCUCCGGCCGUGAUUGCCCACGCCCCGAUCAUCAAGAGCUACGCCACACCCAUUGUGGCCCAUCACCCGGUGGCCACGUCGUAUGCCAACACCUACAAGGUGGCCACCAAGGCCUACCCCGUGGUCCAUGCUGCUCCUCUGGUCCAUGCCGCUCCUCUGGUCCAUGCCGUCCCAGCCAUCCACUCCACCUCCACCUACCACGGUGCUUAUGGCGGCUAUGGUGGCUACGGACUGGGAUACUCCGGCUACGGACACGGAGGAUACCUGCACUAAGGAUCUACGAUAUGAGAUACGAACAGCCCCCGUUGACGACCCCUGAAUUGAGUUAUUCCAGCGGAUAAUUCGCAUUUUGCUGCCGUCAAAGUGUUGAAUUUGCAUUUCGUAGUCAGAGGCAGAAAAAUAUCGGGUCUAUUCCCAUAAUUGUGUACAAAAACCCCUUAAAUCCCAGAAACCCACUUAGAGACAGAGACACUUAGAGAAAUAAGGAUCACUAACGGGAGGCGGCGAGAGCGAGAGAUUGACGGAAGGAUCAAGUUUCGUUGAUUUUGCUAGCACGGUGCAACUCAGUGCACUUGUGCACUUCAACACUUUCUGUAAAUAAACGAUAAAUGACUCUAAAACGAA